ACAGCAAUCACAUCCUCAAUAAGUCAGGAGAGCGCCGAGGGGAGCUCGAAAGAUCGAUCAGCAAUGGCGAAGGUUUCUAAUAGUGCCGUGGUUCUCCUAAUGCUGCUCAUCGCAGCAUGGAGGACGACGCCGGUGAUGUCCCAUGCCAAGCCGACCAAGCCAGCCGAUGAGCCGGGGCUAGACUACGGACCCAGCACCGGACGCCGGGUGAAGCCUGAGAACAAGGCAAGCACGACGCCUGAGAACAAGCCAAGCGCGCCAACAAAGCCAGAUCCGGAAUUUGUCAAGGCGGCAGGUGAGGCUACACUUUUGCUCAAGGCCAAGCAAGAAAUGUCGAAGCGCAUGGUGAAGCACAUCGAGGGCAUCGUCGCAAACGUGAAAUUCGCGUUCCAUCUGAAAGUGAUGCUGCUGAUCAAGUCGGCGGAGUUCAUGAUGACCAUGGCCGGGCAGGUCGCGGAGCAGAUGACACUAGUUUGCAAGCAUCACCCUACUGUUGCCGCCGAAGACACCAUUAAAGCGCUCAGGCUUCAGCAGGACGUUCUUAAAAAGACCACGGAACGUUGCAAGGCUGCGGCCACCGAUGCUGCAAUGGCACAGAAGGCCAAGAUUGAGAUGCUCAACGGCGUGGCGAAGGACCUCUGCGCCGUUGCAGGAGACAUAGCCAUCAGCAUGUCAUCGCUAGCUGAGGGUGCAGCAGGAAUUUCUGGUCGGGUAGUAGUUGGUGUCGACAUCAAAGUUCGUGCUGAUGUUGAGGCUAAAGCUCUGGCUAAAGUAGAAGCUGAAGCCGUUGCCGAUGCUCAAGCUAUGGACAAAGCUGAAGAUGAAGUCGUUGCUGCGGCUGCAGCAAAAACUAAAGGCGGUGCGGGAGGAUAUGUAGGUGGCAAAACUUCUGGUGGUGCUAAGGCAGGGGGCAGCGGCAAAGUAGAUGCUGGAGUUGGUGGCGAUGCGAGCGUUUCUGGUGGUGUUUCUGGAGGUGCAAAAAUCGGCGGUGAUGCCAGUGCUGGAGCUGAUGCCAGUGCCGGAGCUGGAGCUGGUGGCAAUGCCAAAGCCAAAACUGUUGCUAAGGGUAAAGCAGCUGGAAGUGCAAAGGCUAGUGCUUCAGGGGGUGCUAAAAUUAGUGGUGGCAUCCACUUCUCCGCAGGUGCUAGAAUUGGUGGUGGCGUUAAAGGAAAAGCUGGUGGAAGCGGCAAAGCUAAAGCUACCGCUGGUGGCAGUACCUCAAAGAGUGCUGCUGCAGUAGGUGGAGAAACUGCAGGAAAUGUUGAUGCGAGUGGCAAAGCUGAAGCUGGUGCCAAGGCUGGUGGUGAUGCUACUGUCGGUGGUGGUGUCUCUGGAGGCGCCAAAGUUAGCGGUGGCGCUGCAGAAAAGGCAUAUACUGGAGCUGACGCCGGUGGAGGUGUUUCAGGUGGAGGAUCUGGUGGUGCCAAAGCUGAUAUUGGUGGUACCGUGGGUGGUGGUGUCUCUGGAGGUGCCAAAAUUGGUGGUGGCGUCAAGGGAGAUGCAGGAGGCAGUGCUGGAACUAGUGCCGAUGCAAGUGUUUCCGGUGGAGGAUCUGGCGGCGCCGAUGCUACCGUGAGUGGUGGUGUCGCCGGAGGUGCCAAAGUUAGCGGUGGCGUCAAAGGAGAUGCAGGAGGGAGUGGCGAGGCCUAUACCGGAACUGAUGCCGAUGCAAGUGUUUCCGGUGGAGGAUCCGGUGGCGCCGAUGCUGCCGUGAGUGGUGGUGUCUCCGGAGGUGCCAAAGUUAGCGGUGGCGUCAAAGGAGAUGCAGGAGGGAGUGGCAAGGCCUAUACCGGAACUGAUGGCGAUGCAAGUGUUUCCGGUGGAGGAUCUGGUGGCGCCGAUGCUGCCGUGAGUGGUGGUGUCUCCGGAGGUGCCAAAGUUAGCGGUGGCGUCAAAGGAGAUGCUGGAGGGAGUGACAAGGCCUAUACUGGAACUGAUGGGGAUGCAAGUGUUUCCGGUGGAGGGUCUGGUGGCGCCAAAGCUGAUAUUGGUGGUACCGUGGGUGGUGGUGUCUCCGGAGGCGCCAAAAUUGGUGGUGGCGUCAAAGGAGAUGCAGGAGGAAGUGGUGAUGCCGCUGCAAGUACUUCUGCAGAAGCUAAGGCUGGAGGGAGCAAAUCAUCUGGGGGUGGGUCGGAUUUUGGCUAUGGUGCAUCGAGCAAGGAAUUAUAGAUGAGCAAGGAAUUUUGGCCACCGUAAGAAUGAUGCAUUCAGUAUGCUCGGUCCCAAAGAAUUUAUUCCUAUUAUUUUUGUAACCAAGUGUUGUUUUACCAUGCACCGGUCAAUAGUGUGGAGGCAAUAUGGUAACUCCCCUUGACUGGACAAUACCAAUAACCUUUUGUAUAUUUUUCUUUGCUUAUUAAUUGACAUUGUCAUGUAAACCAGAACAGCCUGAGAGGCUGAUUCUCAUGAGAAAUAUGACAUUUCUAAUUUCAUGGCUUCA
Messenger RNA from Sorghum bicolor (sorghum), 2440 nucleotides. Its product is annotated as loricrin-like. Lineage: Eukaryota; Viridiplantae; Streptophyta; Magnoliopsida; Poales; Poaceae. The coding region runs from base 64 to 2169 and encodes 701 amino acids. The transcript has 3 exons. The record is from RefSeq and is a predicted model, not a curated record.